ACAAACAUUUCAAUGAUAGUCUUGAUGUUAGUGUCUGGGAAUAUUAAAAAGUUAUUAAGAUAUAAUCAAGAUGGUCACACCAAGAAUCAAGGCAAUAAAAUAUCCCAUUAAGCCAUUCUCUCUCUCUCUCUGCUAAAUAGCCGAACGCGUGUUCCUUACGCUCACAAACAACUUGGACUUUCCUAGACUGUCUUCGAUCAGUUUUUUGCUUCUGUAUUUAAAAUCUACUAAUCAUGAAAUUUUAAUUAGAAACAAGAGAAUAUCUACUCAGAACUAAUUUGGGGAAUUAACAAGUGGCAUUGGAGAGUCAAACACCAUUCAAAUAUCAUCUUCUGCUGGUGCCUCACAUUAUUAAAUAAAGAGUUUGUUUUGUAACUUCCAAAAUAAAGAAAUAUAAGAAUUGAAAUAAAUCUUUUACAAUGACUCCUCCAGACAGCCAUGAUAGCAUCAACUAUUACGAAAUCCUCGGACUCCAGAAAACCUGCACUCCAGAUGACAUCAAGAGAGCCUACAGAAAAAUGGCCCUCAAGUAUCACCCUGAUAAGAACCCCAACAAUAUCGAGGCUACAGAAAAGUUCAAAGAGAUCAACAGAGCCAACCAGGUGCUCAGCAAUCCAACGAAACGACAAAUCUACGACGAGUACGGAGCCAUGGGUCUUCGAGUGGCCGAUCAAAUUGGUGAGGAGAAUCUGAAGACGUAUUACAGACUCACCGGACCUUGCUGCAAGGCUUUAUUCUUCAUCUGCUGCUUGUUAACCGGCUGCUACUUCUGCUGUUGCUGUUGUUGUUGUUGCAACUUCUGCUGCGGCAAGUACAAACCUGAGCCACACGAUGAUGACGUCAACAUCCACGACCUCGAGGAGGAGGAAGGUCAAGCGUCGAAGAACAGCACAGGGGCUGCAGACGCUUUCGGUAAUGACGUCAUAACGACCCAGCCAACGGAAAAGUCGAAGAUCAAUAUGAAGGACGUUAGUGGUCCUCCUCCAGCCUAUGAUUCUGUCCACAAAUCAUAAUUGAUUUUUUCAGUGAUUGACAAACAGCCAACCAAUAACAAUCGAAGAAUUUUUAAAAUAUUUAUUUUCACUUAUUGAUGGUUGGCCUGUCUGUCAAGUUUGCUUGCUGGCCCUGAAUGAAGUUUUUGGUUUUAAAUUUAAAAACAAAUUUUUUUUGAAGAUACACAUACAAGCAACAAGCACAUAGUGACGUACAUACAUUAUACGUACGUACGUACGUAUAUACAUACAUACAUACACACACAUACACUGAUGAAAAAGUUGAUGGCAAAGAAAA
Messenger RNA from Helobdella robusta, 1290 nucleotides. RefSeq lists its product as hypothetical. Gene Ontology annotation, cellular component: type Is terminal bouton. The transcript is spliced from 7 exons. The record is from RefSeq and is a predicted model, not a curated record. Lineage: Eukaryota; Metazoa; Annelida; Clitellata; Rhynchobdellida; Glossiphoniidae. Gene Ontology annotation, biological process: regulation of neuromuscular synaptic transmission. The coding region runs from base 420 to 1013 and encodes 197 amino acids.